This is a messenger RNA of Sorex fumeus (smoky shrew), 2338 nucleotides long. It is a transcript of the gene LRSAM1, whose product is annotated as leucine rich repeat and sterile alpha motif containing 1. The record is from RefSeq and is a predicted model, not a curated record. Lineage: Eukaryota; Metazoa; Chordata; Mammalia; Eulipotyphla; Soricidae. The coding region runs from base 68 to 2236 and encodes 722 amino acids. The transcript is spliced from 24 exons. Gene Ontology annotation, molecular function: protein binding.
CCCUGAGACCCCGGGGGCCCUGACUGUCCUCUGCCCUGGGGUCCAGAGACGCGCCCGGACCAGCAGGAUGCCUCUCUUCUUCCGCAAGCGGAAGCCCAGCGAGGAGGCACGGAAACGCCUGGAAUACCAGAUGUGUCUGGCCAAAGAAGCGGGGGCCGAUGACAUUCUCGACAUCUCCAAGUGUGAGCUCUCGGAGAUUCCAUUUGGAGCCUUUGCGACAUGCAAGGUUCUGCAGAAGAAGGUGCUGAUUGUCCACACGAAUCACCUCAGCGCUCUGCUCCCGAAAUCCUGCAGCCUCCUGAGCCUCGUAACCAUCAAGGUCCUGGACCUUCAUGACAACCAGCUGACAGUCCUUCCUGAAGAUCUAGGGCAGCUGACGGCCCUCCAGGUCUUAAACGUGGAAAGGAACCAACUGACGUCACUCCCACGCUCCACUGGGCGCCUGGCCCAGCUCCAGACGCUCAAUGUGAAAGGCAACAAGCUUCAGGAGCUGCCCGACACCCUGGGGGAGCUUCGCAGCCUUCGGACCCUGGAUGUCAGCGAGAACCCGCUGCAGAGGCUGCCGCAGGUGCUGGCACACGUCCGUACCCUGGAGACCCUGAGCCUCGACGCCGCGAGCAUGGUCUACCCGCCGCCGGAGGUGUGCAGUGCUGGCACCGCGGCUGUCCAGCAGUUCCUCUGCAAAGAGUCGGGGCUGGACUACUACCCUCCUUCCCAGUACUUGCUGCCUGUCCUGGAGCAGGAUGGAGCCGAGAACUCCAGGGACUCUCCCGAUGGGCCCAUGGCUAGGUUCUCCCAGGAGGAGCUUGAGUGGCAGAACAGGCUCUCGGACUACGAGAAGAGGAAGGAGCAGAAGACGCUGGAGAAGCUGGAGUUCGAGCGGCGCCUGGACCUUGGGCAGCGCCAGUUCACCCGGCUUCUGCAGCAGAGCCACAGCCAGAAGGACGAGAUCCUGCAGACGGUCAAGGAGGAGCAGUCGCGGCUGGAGCAGGGCCUGAGCGAGCGCCAGCGCUACCUGGACGCGGAGCGGCAGCGGCUGCAGGAGCAGCUGAAGCAGGCGGAGCUCGACAUCGCCGGCCGGAUCCAGGCCCUCCUGCAGGAGAACCAGAGGCAGAAGAAAAGCUCUGAGAUUCUGAAGUCACUGGAGAAUGAAAGAAUAAGAAUGGAACAGCUGAUGGCCAUAACCCAGGAGGAGACAGAGAACCUGCGGCGACGGGAGAUUGCCUCGGCCAUGCAGCAGAUGCUGACCGAGAGCUGUAAGAACCAGCUGGUCCAGAUGGCCUAUGAGUCCCAGAGGCAGAGCUUGGUGCAGCAGACCUGUUCCAGCAUGGCCGAAAUGGACGAGCGGUUCCAACAGAUUCUGUCGUGGCAGCAGAUGGACCAGAACAAAGCGAUCAGCCAGAUCCUGCAAGAGAGCGCCAUGCAGCGGGCCGCCUUCGAGGCCCUGCAGGUGAAGAAGGACCUUGCGCACCGGCAGAUCCGGCACCAGAUUAAAUUAAUAGAGACUGAGUUAUUGCAGCUGACACAGCUGGAGUUAAAGAGGAAAUCCCUGGACACAGAGGCACUGCAGGAGAUGGUCUCGGAGCAGCGCUGGGCUCUCAGCAACCUGCUGCAGCAGCUGCUCAAAGAGAAGCAGCAGCGUGAGGAGGAGCUGCGGGCCAUCCUGAUGGAACUCGAAGCCAAAAGUGAGACCAAACAGGAGAACUACUGGCUGAUCCAGUACCAGCGGCUCCUGGACCAGAAGCCCCUGUCCCUGCGGCUGCAGGAGGAAGGCCUGGAGAGCCCGCUGGUGGCCCUCCUCCGGGAGCUGUCGGCCGAGCACUACCUGCCACUCUUCGCUCACCACCGCCUGUCGCUAGAACUGCUGGGCCGGAUGAGCCCCGGGGACCUGGCCAAGGUGGGCGUCUCGGAGACCGGCCUUCAGCACGAGAUCCUGCGGCGAGCCCGGGCGCUGCUGGAGGCGGCCAGGGCCCAGCCAGAGCUGCUGAAACCAGCCAAGGAUGAGGAGCUCCCCCCUGCCCCUGAGGAGCCCGAGUCCACGAGGCCAUCUGCGCCCCCCCAGGAGCUGGAGGUGCCAACCUCAGAGUGUGUGGUGUGUCUGGAAAGGGAGGCGCAGAUGAUCUUCCUGCACUGCGGCCACGUGUGCUGCUGCCAGGAGUGCUGCGAGCCGCUGCGCACGUGCCCGCUGUGCCGCCAGGACAUCGCCCAGCGCCUGCGCAUCUACCACAGCUGCUGAGCCCGCCCCAGCGCCGCGCAGUGCGCCUGCGCGUCUCUCCCCGCUGCGGAGCCGACUCCGCCCCCAGCGCCUGCACCUGCCGCCGCGCGGAGACUGCUGCGC